Myotis myotis is the source of this 1844-nucleotide messenger RNA. RefSeq names its product T-cell surface glycoprotein CD1b-2-like. Gene Ontology annotation, cellular component: external side of plasma membrane. The transcript is spliced from 7 exons. Bases 592 to 1713 code for a protein of 373 amino acids. Gene Ontology annotation, biological process: immune response; antigen processing and presentation, exogenous lipid antigen via MHC class Ib; positive regulation of T cell mediated cytotoxicity. Gene Ontology annotation, molecular function: exogenous lipid antigen binding; endogenous lipid antigen binding; lipopeptide binding. Lineage: Eukaryota; Metazoa; Chordata; Mammalia; Chiroptera; Vespertilionidae. The record is from RefSeq and is a predicted model, not a curated record.
UUUUAAAUGCUUUGUCUUUUGUAAAUUACUGACCACACACACACACACACACACACACACACACGAAUAUGGCUUUAGGAAGAUCAGAAAAGGGGAUGAGAUUUACAAAAAAGGAGCCAUUGAGAAUGUUGGGAUAGAGCGCCAGAGAAGAGAGGCCCAUGAGGAGGAAGGCAGAGUUGGGUGGAUAAAUCAAAAGAAUAUUCCUAGGUUAAAGCAGACAGUUGUUUAACAUUACCUUCUGAUUUAACCGAUGUUACAAGAAAGGAUUGAAGAGGUAAAAAAAAUUAAAUAACUUUCCAAAAGCCUCUGGGGGCUUUGCCAAGAUAGCACGAGAAAGCAGGGGUGAGGGACAACUGCUGGAAGCCAAGGAGACAAGAAGACAACCUGGAAGUCAGGGCUGGAGUGGAAAUGAGAGCAGAGUGGGAGGGCCAGGCGGUGGCAGGCACAGCUUUUCUCUGGUGCGCGAUGUGGAUGAGGCAGAGGUUUGGCAGUUGGAAGAGAGAGGAAGUCACUGUAGAGUGCUGAGAAAAAGGUUUGCUGGGUUCAGAGAUCAAACGCCAGCUUUCAGAGUCAGUUCUGUCUCCCAGGGAAAUGCUGCUUUUGCCACUUCUGUUGCUUGCGGUUCUCAUCCCAGGUGGUGACAAUGAGCCAGCUUUCCAGGGGCCAACCACUUUCCACCUCAACCAGAUAUCGUCCUUUGCCAACAGCACCUGGGCACAAAACCAGGGCUCCGGCUGGCUGGGCGAUUUGCAGAUUCAUGGCUGGGACAGCGAGUCGGGUACUGCCAUUUUCCUGAAGCCUUGGUCCAAGGGCAACUUGAGUGACGAGGAGGUGACUGAGCUGGUGGAGAUCUUCCGAGUCUAUUUGAUCGGAUUCCUCCGGGUCAUACAGGAUCACGUCAGUGAAUUCCAGCUGACAUUUUAUCCAACUUCUCUAGACUUGUCUUCCACUGGACUCCAUAUCUCCACAAACUAUUGCAGCUCCUUCCUGUUUCCCGCACCCUUGUCUGAUAACGAUCCCCCUUUGGAACCAUCAUCUGAUCCCUUUGAGAUCCAGGGCACAGCAGGCUGCGAGCUGCGAGCCGGGGAGGCCACAGUCAGCUUCCUGCGGGGAGCGCUAGGGGGAAUGGACUUCAUGAGCCUCCAGAAUGGGACGUGUGUGCCUGCUGCGGAGGCCGGCAGCCGCGCCCAGUGGUUCUGCACACUUUACACGCAGUACCAGGGCAUCUCUGACAUCAUCGGGAAUCUCCUCUAUCACACCUGCCCCCGGUAUCUCUGGAGCGUCCUGGAAGCAGGGAAGGCAGAGCUGCAACGGCAAGUGAAGCCCGAGGCCUGGCUGUCCAGUGGCCCCCCUCCUGGCCCUGGCCGUCUGCUGCUGGUGUGCCACGUCUCAGGAUUCUACCCCAAACCUGUGUGGGUGAGGUGGAUGCGGGGGCAGCAGGAGCAGCCGGGCGCUCAGCAAGGGGACGUCCUGCCCAAUGCUGACGGGACGUGGUAUCUCCGAGUGACACUGGACGUGGCGGCUGGGGAGGCAGCUGGCCUGACCUGCCGAGUGAGACACAGCAGCCUUGGAGGCCAGGACAUCCUCCUCUACUGGGGAAAUUCUACCUCCCUCACUGUGAUACUGUUGGCAGUGAUACUGCCCACCUUGAUUCUUUUGAUAUGUCUUGCUUUAUGGUUUUGGAGGCGCUGGUCAUAUCAGAAUAUCCCAUGAGAUGUUAUCAUGUCUCCUUGUACCAUUUGGAAUAAGGACUCAGACGACAAGAAGCUCAAGUUGUCAGCCCAGCAGUCAACCUCAUCAUCUUUAAUCAAAGAAUUAUCAUAUUUGCCGAAACCGGUUUGGCU